This is a messenger RNA of Musa acuminata subsp. malaccensis (wild Malaysian banana), 1366 nucleotides long. Its product is annotated as probable arabinose 5-phosphate isomerase. The record is from RefSeq and is a predicted model, not a curated record. NCBI's taxonomy places the organism in Eukaryota, Viridiplantae, Streptophyta, Magnoliopsida, Zingiberales, Musaceae. Gene Ontology annotation, molecular function: carbohydrate derivative binding; isomerase activity. Gene Ontology annotation, biological process: carbohydrate derivative metabolic process; carbohydrate metabolic process.
GGGCAUCCACGUACGAUAAAUACUUCUCCCGGCGCUCUCUUCCCUCCCCAUUGCCACCAUCCCCGUCCUCGUUUCCGGCGAGAUACCAGAAGAGACCCAGAGAUGGGAUCUUUGCCGCCCCAGAUUCUUGGCGUGCCGGGAUCGGCCGGGAAGAUUGACGCCGGUGAGCUCGGCCACCUGUUCCGGGCGCAGCGCAGCAACCUCGAGCAUUUCUUCGACCACCUCGACCUCGCCCAAGCGUCGGACUUCGCCCAAGCCCUCCUGGACGCCCCCGGCGCCGUUUUCUUCUCCGGAGUCGGCAAGUCCGGCAUCGUCGCCCACAAGCUCGCCCAAACCCUUGCUUCCCUCGGCUUUGCCCGCUCUGCUUUCCUAUCCCCCGUAGACGCCCUUCACGGAGACCUGGGUGCCGUGUUUCCCGGAGACCUCCUCGUUCUCCUAUCCAAGUCCGGCUCCUCUCAGGAGCUUCUCGCCCUCGUCCCCUGCGCCCGCGCUAAGGGUGCUCGCCUCCUCUCCCUCACCUCUGCCGCCGAGGGCGCUGGCAACCCACUCGCCACCCUCUGCGACGUCAAUGUCCAUCUCCCCCUCCAGCGAGAGCUCUGCCCCUUUGGUCUCGCCCCCGUCACCUCCGCGGCGAUCCAGAUGAUGUUCGGGGACACCGUCAUCGCCGCCCUUAUGGCAGCCCGGAGGCUCACCAAAGAGAAGUACGCGGCCAACCACCCUGCCGGAAAGAUUGGGAAAAGCCUCAUCUUUAAGGUGAAGGAUGUCAUGAAAAAGAAAAAUGAGCUUCCUUUGUGCAAGGACGGGGACAUGAUUAUGGAUCAGUUAACGGAGUUGACAAGCAAAGGAUGUGGAUGUCUUCUUGUUGUUGAUGAAAUGUUGCAUCUAAUUGGAACCUUUACAGAUGGUGAUCUUCGGCGCACACUCAAAUCCAGUGGUGCUGCCAUCUUCAAUCUCACAGUUGGUGAGAUGUGCAACAGAAAUCCAAGAACAAUCAGCCCAGAUGCUAUGGCAGUGCAGGCGAUGCAGAAGAUGGAAUCACCACCAUCUGCUGUGCAGUUCUUGCCUGUUGUUGAUGACCACAAUCUUGUGAUCGGUAUCAUCACCUUGCAUGGACUGGUAACAGCAGGCUUGUGAUCAUACUUCAGCUUAUGUUUAUAGAUUCUUUCUCGCUUUUCUAGUCUGGGCAUUGUCUUCUAUGUUGAUGUUGUAUCCGAGUUCAUAUCUUGCCAUUGAAUAGUAAGGUGCCUAUGGGCACUCAGUCUAUUUCCUUUUUUUUUCUGUCAAAGAAAGUUUGUUUUCACUUGCAAUGCUGGUGUAAUAUGGAUCUAGCAAGGCAUUUGUAAUAAUACCAUCAGUGAUUUUGUAA